AUGUCUUGGCAAUUUGUAAAUGCUGUGGUACAAAAGCUGGCAGCGCUGGAGGUGAAAGUCAGUGAGGAUCUGGACUCGAUGUCAUCAGUGAGUGCUGUGUUGGCUGUCGACGCGGAUUUCAUCAGCACAGAGUCUGGCUGGUUGGGUGACCUGGAGCCGGUUAUCGGUGACGUCCUCAACGGAUGGGCUCUGAAGGUAAACCCGGAUAAAACAGAAAUUACCGUUCUGGGCCGAUCCCUGGACAGGGUGGCGGAACAGUGGCGCACCACCAAGAAGCUCGGCUCACUCCUCGGGGAUAGCAAGGAUGUCUCUCGGAGGAAACAACUAGCCGCUGCAGCGUGUCGAUUGCUCUGGUCGCUAUGGAGCCGGCGCAGUACCGUUGGAGAAGAAUUGAGGCUUCGUCUCUACAAUGCGUUUGUACUACCAGUGCUAGUAUACAACGCCGGCACAUGGGGACUCAUGGCAGCUGCCGAGGGUGGACUCGACGCAUUCCACCGCGGGCAGCUCCGUUCACUGAUCGGCUUUGUCUGGCCGCAGAAGAUCGCAACAACAGCACUCUACGACAGGUGCAAGGCAGAGCCGAUCAGCCGCAUCAUCACCAGAGCUCGGUGGAGGCUAUUUGGCCAUAUCCUUCGACUUCCCAGUGAUGCCCCCGCCGUCCUAAGCAUGGUCAGCUACUUUCAAUGUGAUGACCACAAGUGGAGAGGCCGCCCUCGCAUCACCCUGCCGGUGAAGCUCGACGACGACCUCCACGGAGCUGCGUGCGGGCGAUUGCAGAGCCUGGAAGAUCUGGAGCGCCUAUCAGACGUAGCUGCAGUUCGAAGCAAAUGGAGGCAGCUACUGGAUAUGAUCCGCAAGUAG
Molecule: messenger RNA, 861 nt
Organism: Sycon ciliatum
Lineage: Eukaryota; Metazoa; Porifera; Calcarea; Leucosolenida; Sycettidae
Exons: 2
Coding region: 1-861 (286 amino acids)
Source: RefSeq, a predicted model, not a curated record